ACGAUGUAAAUAGUAUAAUGCCAAAUCUUGGUUAUGAAAUUGAAGAUUUCCAAUCUUACACAUGGCAAAUCACAAAUUGGAAAGACUUGGAAAAGGAAGUAAGAAGCCCCAAAUUCAAAGCUGGUGGUUGUAACUGGCGUAUUUUACUUUAUCCUUAUGGAAAGAUCAAUACGGAUUCCGUUUCAAUUUAUUUGGGUUUUGAUGAUCCGCUAGGAGCAUCUACUGAGUGGUAUUCUUGUGUACAAUUCGCUUUUGUCUUAUGGAAUCCAAAAGAACCAACAUUAUGUGUUUCUCAUCAUGCUCAAUAUCGGUUUACUACUGAAGAACCAUAUUGGGGAUUUAAUCGGUUUUGCGAGCAGCGUAAUUUAUUUGUUAAUCACACUCGUUCGCUAAUCGAGAAUAAUGCCUGUAAUAUUACUGCUUGUGUUCGUAUCAUAAAAGAUCCAACUGGUAUCCUAUGGCAUAAUUUUACAAAUUAUAAUUCGCGAAAGGUGACUGGAUAUGUUGGUCUAAAGAAUCAGGGCGCAACAGGCUCUUUGAACGUUUCAUUACAAUUGUUAUAUAGUAUAAAUUAUUUUCGUAAGGCAAUAUAUCAAAUUCCUACGGAAGAGGAUGAAUCGGGCAAAAGUGUUUCUUUAGCUAUACAAAGGAUUUUUUAUCAAUUGCAAAUUUCGAAUGAUCCAGUUGAAACUGUAGAAUUAACAAACUCUUAUGGAUGGAAUUUACAUGAUUGUUCUAUACAACGUGACUUCUUGGAUAUUUUUAAAUUUAUGUUUAUAGGAAAUCUCAGAAAUAAAAUGAAUAUUAUCAGUUUUCCCGCAUUGAAAAAUACGAAUGUAGCUCUUACACUUGAAGUAUUGGGAUGCAAGAAUCUAGUUGAUUCUUUCAAUAAUUUUGUACAAGAAGUGUCCUUUGAAAGCAGUUAUUAUAUAGCGGGAUAUGGUUUACAAGAUACCAAGAAAAGUAUAACCUUUGAGAGUUUUCCACCAAUAUUAAAUUUAGUAUUAAGACGAUGGGUAUAUAUUGAAAGUAGAGAAACCGUUGUCAAAAUAAAUGAUCUCUAUGAAUAUCCAAUGGAGAUUGAUUUACAAAACUAUUUAUCAUUUGAUGCGGAUAAAUCAAAAUCGCAUAAAUAUUUACUUCACGGUGUCGUUAUACACGACGGUGAUAAAUCUGGAGGUCUAUACUAUCAAUAUUUAAGGCAUAAAAAGAAUGGAAAAUGGACAAAAUUUUUUAAUGAUAAAGUUACACCAGCAACUGUUAAAGAAGUUCUUAAUGAUAAUUUUGGGGGAAGAAAUAAGAGGUGGUUCCCAGCUGCAUAUGUACUUACAUAUAUUCGUGAAUCUGAUAUUGAUGAUAUACUGUCUCCAGUAUUUCCUGAGGAU
Messenger RNA from Dentiscutata heterogama, 1385 nucleotides. NCBI's taxonomy places the organism in Eukaryota, Fungi, Glomeromycota, Glomeromycetes, Diversisporales, Gigasporaceae. The record is from the annotation of a GenBank genome assembly.